Erigeron canadensis is the source of this 453-nucleotide messenger RNA. RefSeq lists its product as uncharacterized. The coding region runs from base 1 to 453 and encodes 150 amino acids. Lineage: Eukaryota; Viridiplantae; Streptophyta; Magnoliopsida; Asterales; Asteraceae. The transcript has a single exon. The record is from RefSeq and is a predicted model, not a curated record.
AUGUGGAGAGUUGGUUUGGAUCGACUCCCCACACGGUUGGCUCUUAAGAUAAGGAACUGCAACAUGGGCUCGCUGAUGUGCGGGCUAUGUAAUGAUGAAGAAGAGACUGCGGAACACUUAUUCUGCUCCUGUUGGGUGGCAUUGGAAGUGUGGCAUCAGGUUGGGGUAUGGUGCAAAUCUACACCUUUGUUCAUGUUUGAGGUUAAAGACCUUUUUAAGCUACAUAAUGUGGCUGGAUUCUGCAAGGAGAAAAGGAUGGUUUUCAAAGGAAAUGUGUUCGUGACCUGUUGGAUUUUAUGGAAGACUAGAAACGACAACGUGUUCAACAAUGGCAAGACAAGCACCGAGAAGAUCGUACAGGACAUCAAAGCUAUUAGUUUUUUAUGGUAUAGAAUUAGAAAGAAAAAGGAUGUGAUUACAUGGGAUAAAUGGUGUAGUUUCGAUACGAUGUAA